CUUUUACUGAUGUGCAUAUUGCGCAUGUGCAGACCUACACACGUGGGGUAAACGUUUGCACGAGCUGCAGCCUUUGGAAGGUUUUGAGACGCAAUUUACCACUUUUGGCGUUCGCUAUACUUAUUUCGAUCCCGUUAAAGGAAUUAGUCCUCCGUGAAGCAUUUCGCCGAGAGGGCCGGAAUAUCAAAGAAAAUCAAAAUGUCAGAACCUGAGGUUAACCCAAAGGCUUACCCGCUGGCCGACGCCACGUUGACCAAAACUAUUUUGGAUUUGGUGCAGCAAGCCUCCAACUACAAGCAGCUGAGGAAGGGGGCCAACGAAGCGACCAAAACCCUGAACAGAGGCAUCGCGGAGUUCAUUGUGAUGGCUGCUGACGCUGAGCCGCUGGAGAUCAUCCUCCACCUGCCGCUGCUCUGCGAGGACAAGAACGUCCCGUACGUGUUUGUGCGCUCCAAGCAGGCGCUGGGCCGGGCCUGCGGCGUGUCGCGUCCCGUCAUCGCCACCUCCGUCACUAUAAAGGAAGGAUCCCAGCUCAAGCCGCAGAUCCAGUCGGUCCAAAUGGCAAUCGAGAGACUGCUGGUGUGAUCUCUGUGCUCAUUUUCUGUUCUCAUUUGAGUUUAUUUACUUUAACAAAAUACUUUUAGGUGUUUAUUUUUUAUUUUUUUGGUGAUCAUAGCAGCUUUGCUUCUAUCAGUGUCCAAAACCAACAUCAUUUCCUAAUAAACAUUUUUUAUUAAUGUAA
Molecule: messenger RNA, 742 nt
Organism: Oryzias latipes (Japanese medaka)
Lineage: Eukaryota; Metazoa; Chordata; Actinopteri; Beloniformes; Adrianichthyidae
Gene: snu13b
Product: SNU13 homolog, small nuclear ribonucleoprotein b (U4/U6.U5)
Biological process (GO): ribosome biogenesis
Cellular component (GO): ribonucleoprotein complex; nucleolus
Molecular function (GO): RNA binding
Source: RefSeq, a predicted model, not a curated record